This is a messenger RNA of Electrophorus electricus (electric eel), 1560 nucleotides long. It is a transcript of the gene fbxl8, whose product is annotated as F-box and leucine-rich repeat protein 8. The record is from RefSeq and is a predicted model, not a curated record. Gene Ontology annotation, molecular function: protein binding. NCBI's taxonomy places the organism in Eukaryota, Metazoa, Chordata, Actinopteri, Gymnotiformes, Gymnotidae.
UACACACUGACAAACAGAUACAUAAAAGCCCCGUUUUCAUUAGAUAUCUCUUACGAUGGCAGGCAGAAGCAGAAGAGAAAUUAUUUCGCAUCAACAGCUAAAUCUAACCACUUCCUCCAGAGUCAGAAACUAAGAGGUAUUCAUUAGCCAGAAUGAACUGGGUCACGCUGGCCUGGGGAGACAACUGUCACGUGACGACGAAACUGCCCGCGUUACGCGGAUGUCGGUUCCAGGUGGUUAGCCAGCUAGCUAACGCUUUAAAGCUCUCGUACACUUAUCUCAUCUUUGGACGUAGCUUUGACAUUUGAUCACAAUCAAUGUCUGUAUUUCAUUAUUUAAAAUAUCUUAAAGUGAAAAGCUAGCAAUAAAACACAAAGUUUUGCAGUCGUAUGUACUUUUAAUUGUCUCCUGCUCUGAGCAGUCUCACACAGCUAACAAAGCUAACGCUAGCUAGCCAGCUAACAAAAACGUUCACUUCAGAAGGACCUAGCAAGGGAUAAAUGCAGCGCCUUCGCAGUGUGCAAAGCAUGGUCCAACAUCAUGACACAUCCCAGUGCGUGGACGCAAACUGAAAUCAAGUGUGAUUCCGGAGCAAGCAUCCCUCAAAGAUUGUCAGUCCUGCUGCCAAUGGUCAGACACUUGAAGCUGUGCAUCAAUGUGACUGAACCAGCCAAUCGAGAGGCAGGACUUUGGGUCCUUCGGCAGACUGUUGCCAGAGGUGACAGUCGGCUGUGUGCGUUGUGUGUCAACUGUUUGGGAAAUCCACCCCUAUUUUAUGCUGGACAGGAUCUGCUCCAGGGUUUGUUGGACAUUCUGACGGAUGGGUCAUCACUCACUGUGCUUGACCUGAGGGGUGUUCCCUUUACCCUCAACGAUGCCUUCGUCAGGAGUGUGUCCACACUUUGCCCUGCCCUCCAGAGUCUGUUCAUCAAUAACAGUUCACUGGUGUGCGGUGUUGUCGCGGAGACAGUUAGGGACGUGCUGAGGCUCUGUCCUGCUCUUACUACCAUUGGCCUUUUUCAGGCCAGCCUGUCCCACGAUGUCCUCAAAGAUCUCCUGUUGCCCCAGCGACCAGCACUGAAGCAGAUUGAACUGCGUUGCGAGCGUUCACUAAAGUAUGUCAUGCCCCUCUGUGACCAAAUAUGGGCAGAGGUGAGACAACGGCACCCUACUCUACGGGUAGAUCUCGAGCUGGACCACACCCUCCCAGAGCUGCAUGUUACAGGAGUCCUGCAGCCCAGCAUCCCGGUCCGACACCUUCGUCUUCUCACCUGGACGUGGCUUCUAGAUGAGGUGUGCCUGGUUGGGCGAAGUUAUGCAAACACACUGGAGACGCUUGAACUGCAGACCACGCCCUCCCCAGAACUCAACUCUGUGCUGAUCACAUUGGCAACACAGUGCACAAAGCUGUGUGAGGUGCAUUGUUUCUGUGUGGUGUCCCAGGAGGUGAUAACAGCAUUCUGCACACAUUGUCAAGGUCUGCGGAAAUACACACUCAAAACACGCAAAGAGCCACACCCCUGGACCUGUACCACACUUACAUAACAUACACAGGCACUG